CACCCGCGAUAUAAGGCCAGCUACCCGGGAGCGGCCGCCUCUAGGCGUAGGCGCUGAGGGCUAAGGCACAGAUGAGCCGUGGGUAACAGCCAGUGCGCGGCUCGGUGUGUGUACAACCUCCCUUCGCUGUCUGUGGAUUAGCUGCUGCUGCCAGGAGCGCUGCGAGCUUCAUGGCGGGAUCCUGCGAAAUCAGCAACAUCUUCUCCAACUACAUCAGCGCCAUGUACCAGCCGGAGGAGGCCCAGCCGCCCCUGGAGCUGCUGGCACACCUGGGGAAGGAGGACAGCCUUGUGCCGCGCCAGCUGGAGAAGCCGGCGUGGUUCAGCGAGUUCCCCUACCUCUGGAGCAAGGCGCAGGUGCUGGAGUGGAUCAGCUACCACGUGGAGAAGAACAAGUAUGACGCCAGCGCCAUCAACUUCUCCUGCUGCAACAUGGACGGCUACACACUCUGCCACUGCACGCAGGAGCAGCUGCGGCUCGUCUUCGGGCCCCUCGGGGACGAGCUGUACAGCCGCCUCCACGAGAUCAUCUCGGUCUCGGACGAGCUGAGCUGGAUCAUUGACCUGCUGGAGAAGGAUGACGCGUCUUCCCAAGAGAUCUUCCUGAACUCCGGUGCCUCCGAGCUGGGGAACUCAUGCACGAAGGAAUCCCUGGAGGAGAUGAAAUCCGCAAACCCUUUCUACCAGGCUGACUUGAGCUACUUCUCCGGUGCCCUGUCUCCAGGCAGCUCCGACAUCUCUGUCUCAGGCACCGGGACGUCCCGCAGCCCCUGCUCUCAAGACUCCGGUGGAAGUGACCUAGAUCUCGACCCGACAGAACUGAAACUCUUCUCCUCGAACGAUGGCUGUGCCGACUACGAGAAAGGGGACAGCAAGCACGGCAAGCGGAAAAGGGGCCGGCCCCGGAAGCUCAGCAAGGAGAACAGAGACUGCCUGGACACCAAGAAGAGCAAGCACUCCCCCAGAGGGACUCACCUGUGGGAGUUUAUCCGGGACAUCCUGCUGCACCCCGAGCUGAACGAGGGGCUGAUGAAGUGGGAGGACCGGCGCGAGGGCGUCUUCAAGUUCCUGCGCUCGGAGGCGGUGGCCCAGCUCUGGGGGCAGAAGAAGAAGAACAGCAGCAUGACCUACGAGAAGCUGAGCCGGGCCAUGAGGUACUACUACAAGCGGGAGAUCCUGGAGCGGGUCGACGGGAGGCGGCUGGUCUACAAGUUUGGGAAGAACUGCAGCUGCUGGAAGGAGGAGGAAGUCUCGACCCGAAAAUAAGGAGCCCAGGGGAACCUUAUGAGGACUCGGGCUCUGCCCGUCUGGCCCAGGGGCGAGAGCCAAGGGAUCCUUAGACAAGCGUGUUUGUCAGACGGUUGGAACCCAAAG
This is a messenger RNA of Pelodiscus sinensis (Chinese soft-shelled turtle), 1373 nucleotides long. The record is from RefSeq and is a predicted model, not a curated record. Lineage: Eukaryota; Metazoa; Chordata; Testudines; Trionychidae.